AAACAAAAUAGGCAGGCAGGAGGAGAUUUUGAAAGUGGAAAACACGGCGGAUAGGAAUAGUCGAUAGACCCAAGACAAGACAGAGUGUACAUAUCUGUAGAUUUACAAAUUAAUUGGAAACCCUCUUCAUCCCGUUCCCACUUUUUAAUCAGGGUUUGCGCAACUUUCACAUUGACUGGGUUAGGUUUAGUUGAUUCAUUCAGUUGCUGCUACACUCUCACUCGCCUCACUUGUGUUCUACUUUUGGACCAUGCCUGCUUCAACAAUCACCGUCUAUCUUUACGUUCCCAACAUUAUCGGAUAUGUACGGGUUUUAAUGAAUAUAUUUGCCUUCGCCAUAUGUUUUUCGGACAGAAAGCUUUUUUCGCUUCUCUAUUUCAUUAGCUUUGUGUGUGAUGCCCUGGAUGGUUGGUUUGCCCGCAAAUUUAACCAAGUUUCUACCUUUGGAGCUGUUUUGGAUAUGGUGACAGAUAGGAUUAGUACAGCUUGUCUACUGGUAAUUCUUUCACAAGUCUACAGGCCUGGAUUUGUUUUCAUGUCAUUGCUUGCUCUAGAUAUUGCCAGCCAUUGGUUGCAAAUGUAUAGUACUUUCUUGGUAGGCAAAGCUAGUCAUAAAGAUGUCAAAGACAGCACUAGUUGGCUAUUCAGGGCAUACUAUAGACAUAGGAUGUUCAUGGGUUAUUGUUGUGUUGCCUGUGAGGUUUUAUACAUAACAUUGUUUCUUCUGGCAAACAACCAGACUGAAAGUCUGACAGAAGUACUUGUGGGGUUCACUAAACAAAGUUUACUGAAUUCCAUUUUUCUUGGUUUUCUUCUCUUCGGCUGGGGAAUCAAGCAAUCCGUCAAUUUUAUACAGAUGAAGACAGCUGCUGAUUUAUGCGUGCUUUAUGAUAUUAACAAAAAGCAAAAGGACUAGUGCAGAAAAAAGCAAUUUUCUCUGCAUUGUACUGUACUAUCUGGUUCUUACCUUCGUUGGUUGCUCGAGUUUCCACUCGGUUGAACAUAGCAGCCUGUUUCCAACUGCACAGGGUUUGCAUGAAAGUGGCUAUAGCUGUGUAAUUUUUGGAAUAUCUGGAAUGCUUGUGAAUCGUGUUCUCUUCUACUGCUAACGUACUUUCAUGAUUCUCAGCAUGGCACAUGUGUCUAAUAUCUGAUAUUGGUUCUCCUUGUAUAGCCAAGGAUCAGUGCACAGCUUUUUGAGUACAUAUCCAGAUGUUUAAAAUUUGUAGCUGAACACAGCUUUCUUUAUCUUUAUAUUUGCCAAUCUUAGGUUUC
Molecule: messenger RNA, 1275 nt
Organism: Daucus carota subsp. sativus
Lineage: Eukaryota; Viridiplantae; Streptophyta; Magnoliopsida; Apiales; Apiaceae
Product: probable CDP-diacylglycerol--inositol 3-phosphatidyltransferase 2
Exons: 11
Coding region: 251-916 (221 amino acids)
Biological process (GO): phosphatidylinositol biosynthetic process
Cellular component (GO): Golgi apparatus; membrane
Molecular function (GO): CDP-diacylglycerol-inositol 3-phosphatidyltransferase activity
Source: RefSeq, a predicted model, not a curated record